Messenger RNA from Dermacentor andersoni, 2487 nucleotides. RefSeq names its product solute carrier family 22 member 16-like. Lineage: Eukaryota; Metazoa; Arthropoda; Arachnida; Ixodida; Ixodidae. Gene Ontology annotation, cellular component: membrane. Gene Ontology annotation, biological process: transmembrane transport. Gene Ontology annotation, molecular function: transmembrane transporter activity. The record is from RefSeq and is a predicted model, not a curated record.
AUGGCGCAUACAGAGAUCGAGCCUAGGAGUCUCUCAGUGAGGAAUAUUUCUCUCGGAGCUAUUUUAUUUCGAUCUUGGGGACUUUUCUUUCAACGUCAAGGAGCAUUUGCUAAGAAGUUCACUAGAAAGCGGUUCGUCGUGGCGAUUCACGUUUUCAUUUCUCUCCUUUUACAGGGAAGCGACCAGGGCGAGCGUAGCACAGUGCCGUGCGAACGGUGGGAAUACGACACCCAGAAAGACGGCGAAAGUAUCGUCAGCAUGUGGAACUUGGUGUGCACCCGCAGGUGGCUCUACUCCGUUUCGAAAUCCACGUUCGGACUGGCUCCCAUGGUAUUCAUUCCGAUCGCCGGAAUAGCAGCAGACCGCGUGGGUCGGAGACCGGUCUUGUCCACGUGCGCCAUCUGCACAUUGCUCGGCAGCCUGGUGGCCACGGCGUCCACCUCCGUGGGAAUGUUCAUCCUGUCGCGCCUUGUCACUGCUGCCAUGGCCAGUGCAACCAUGGUGAUGGCUUUCACUAUGCUCUACGAAGUGACCGGAAGUCAGCACCGGGGUCCGUAUAUACUAACAGCCAGUGGCAGCGCCAUGGUCGUGAUGACUCCGCUGGUGCACCUUCUUUCGACACUCAAACCAAGGUGGGUGCUCUCACAAGCGCUCCUCGUCACGGCCACGGCGUUAAUGGUCUCUUGCUGCUGGUACCUGGACGAGUCCCCCGUUUGGCAGAUUGCUGCUUGGAAGAUACGAGCAGCUGAAUUCACCGUACUCCGAGCCGCCCGGUUGAACGGUAUAGAAGCUGGCAAGGCCACAGCAACAUUCCAGGCGUUGAAACAGCAGCUCUUAAAGCGGGAUGCCAACACCUCAACGGUGACUGCUGGCGUCACGAGCAUACUCCGUUCGGCUUCCCUCCGGCGGCGCGCAUUGUCUGCAUUCGUGACGUGGUUCAGCGUGAGCUUUGCCCUUUAUGCCUCAGGCUUGGGUGCCACGCUCGAAGAACCGUGGGUUCUCGCAUCCUUUCUAUGCACUGGGCUCAUUCUCAUCAUAGCCUUCUAUGGCAUGAAGCAACGAGGCCACCGCGUGACUCUGUCAGGCGUACUUGCCUUCCUCGGCGCCUCAAGCGUGCUGCAGACAGUCCUCUCGAAUUGGCCCUUGCCCGCCGUACAUCCUCUGCCGAGGAUAAUGAUGUCCAGCGCGUCGGCGAUUGCCAUGUGCCUGAACUACGCCUACACCGGGGAGGUGUACCCUACGACGAUUCGAAGCUUGGGACUUUGCCUUUCGUACUCCUUCGGCCGGCUUGGCGUGCUUCUGGCUAUAUGCAUCGAAAUAUUCUUCCACGAAGAACAGCUCUUGGUCGCUGGGGUCAUCACGACAGCGCUGGCUUUUGGGAGCGUAAUAGCGAUCCAGUGUCUUCCCGAAGUAUAUGUCGAGAAGAAGCCCGCCGAAGUCCGCCUAGUUCUGAGCGAAGAUCAGCGCAAGGAAGCACUGAAAACAUCUUUGAGGCCCACCACGGCGACGCAAAAGACACCCAAGCCAGACAAACCGGGCAAGCAGCAUGGCCAACGCAAGAGAAAAGCAAGCUGGAAACGCAGUGCCGCGACCGAAAUUUCAGCGGCAGCAUCGCCAGCGGCAACAUCUCCAGCGGCAGCCUGUUCCCAAGAGGAAAGUGUUGGCUCUCCUGAGCUAGCCUCACCGAUGCCGAUGUGCAAAACCCCAUCGCAAUAACACAAGAGCAUCGAAUAUAUGCGGGCUGAUUAAGGAACACGUAACUUCGUUUCUUUUUAUUUUCACGUACUCACAGGUUUUUGCUACCUUUAGCUAAAUUAACUGUGCGGUGAUUGGUUAUUAUUUAAAUCUGAUACCUUCUGCUGCACUGUUUUUGUGGGCGCAAGUUUUUUCACGUUUGUUUUCUUGUUCUCAGUGCCUGCGAGUCAUAUACUAGUGGCUGCUUAAGGCAGAUUUGCUGGCGCAGCUAAUCCUUAAAUGCAUAUUAUAGCCUCUGGUGCAUUAAAAAGACAAAAGGUGUUGAUUUAAUUCACACCUACCAUAUGACUUUCAUUCAAUGUACCCGCUCCAUACUUGAGGUUUCCUGGCCUUUUUACUUCCUCAGUAAUCUCAGCAUAAAUCGUGCGAGGCAGCAGAGCCGUGCUUCUUUGAAACUUUCCACAUUGUUAGAAAAAAAUUUCUAUUUGGCGCAGUUGCUAGGCUUUACUACCCAGUACAGCUUCGAAACUACCUGCUUUUUACUCCCUUGGAUAAUUCGCACUUGGUAGGAGGUACCUUUUAUUAAGCAUUUACAAGGUUUCACAGACCAAUUAGUAAAAGGCACUCCCUCUCCCAUGCAUGGUUUGUUAUCUGUGUUGUGGCUGUCUUAAUGGGAUGGUCUGAUAGACUAUAGUCCUUAUAAGUAUGGUGUGUGAAUAGUCAUAUGCUGCUUUGUGGCGCACUUUUGGGCAGACUGUACCUUCCACAAAUAUAGCUUCAGGAUUUUGUUGA